GUGCGUCUCGCGGGUUCUCCCUUCUUUGUUGCAAGAAAAAUGCAUUUCCACCCCCAGGAAGGCGGAUGCCGAAAGGUGUUCUUUGGGCUUGUACCUAGUUUUGCUGCCGUGAGCCCGUGAAGUAUAAACAAGGUCACAAUCAUUUUUUAAAGUAAUGCCAGAUCGUCGGUUUCCAAAGGCUACCCCCGCCUGGAAAGAAAUAAAAAUUAAAAAAUCUCGGAUUUUGAACGAGGUGCGAUGGAGGAUUCCACUCCUGAAUCCUUUCUUCAUCCUCUUCUGGAUUGAAUCCACUUCAGCUCAAGUGCUUCAAAGGAGCCCCAGUGCUACAGCCCUCAUUAGUUUUUCCCACCUCAGGUAGCAAUGACUCUGAGACUUGCUUUGGGGCAGAGUGAAUGUAUCUUGUCAAGACAAAGUGAUUGUCCCUAACCAAACUUCAAAUGGAGCAGGAUGCCUCCUUCUUUACUCUUUUACAAACAAAAGACCCUCAGCCUUUUCCACAGCAAUCCCCACAGUUUACCUGAGAAGGAAGGAACUGUUUCCCUGUACUCUGCUGCUGUUGAUAUAGCUGCUUGUAUUGCAGAUGUAGCAGAACCUCCUCCUGAAAAACAGCAUCGGCCGCCCUCUGUAAACAAAAGCUACCAGCAGCUCCAGCGCAAAAAGGCUGUCCGGCAAUUAUGUGAAAAAAUGGGACAACUAGGUGAAGCAGCCUUGGCACCCCCAGAGCAGCGACUUUCUGUGUCCAAAAAGUCAUCUUCUCCUCAGAUAACUGUUCCACCAUCCCAGUCUCCAACAGGAGAACAACAGGAUGCCAGAAAUCAACAGUUUGAACCUGUGCUUGAGAAACCUUGUAAUGGGGAACCCUCUGCAGAGCCAAGCCAUAAACUGGUGAAAAAGAAAAUAGAAUUACAGGAGAAGUCUCGUUGGGAGGUCUUUCAACAGGAGCAAAGGCUUAUGGAGGAAAAGAACAAACGCAAGAAAGUGCUGCUGGCUAACGCAAUUGCUGAAAGAUCUAAAAGAACGCAGGCUGAAACAGUGAAGUUGAACCGGAUCCAAAAGCAGCUCCAAGCCCUGGAUGAGAUGGUGUCUGCUGAUAUUGGGAUCCUGAGAAACAGAAUUGACCAGGCAAGCUUGGACUAUUCAUACGCUCGAAAGCGUUAUGAUAAGGCAGAAGCUGAGUAUGUGGAUGCAAAGCUGGAUCUCCAAAAGAAAACUGAAAUCAAAGAGCAGCUCACAGAACACUUGUGCACAAUCAUACAGCAAAAUGAGCUCCGCAAGGCCAAGAAACUGGAGGGGUUAAUGCAGCAGCUGGAAGUGGAGGCCGAUGAAGAGACUCUGGAACUCGAGAUAGAGGUGGAGCAGAUGCUGCAGCAGCAGGACGCAGAAGCUGCAAGGCCAGCAGGCAUGUCACAGAAGCUUUCUCCAGUUGGCAUGGAGAAUUCAUCUCCCCGGGCUAUUGACAAAGAAUGUGAGAACAAAGACCACAUAGCUGUGGUGUCAAAACAGUUAAUGGAGCAGCCCCCAAGUUCCCAUACCAGUAGCCAGGGUCAAUCAAUAGACUCUGCUUCCAGAGAAAUGAUGGUUCAAAAUGGUACAUGAACAUUGAAUCCCAAUAACUUGCCUUUUGGUUGGAGCUAUUGUCUAUUUACCUGGAAAUAGCUUCUGAUUCAGGAUGGCAUUACCACAAUCUUGUUCUGGUUUUCUUGUAUGAGUUGUCUGUCUCCUCCUUGCCCACUUUCUCUCAUUUACUCUCAUUAUGCAAUUUAUGUGUGUCCCAUUAUGAGACGUACAACAGAAAGAAAAGGACCAUGUUGUUUGUACAAUCUUUUACAUUUCAGAAAACAAAGCUAAGAGGAGCAACUUAUGUGACAGGAGGUCAAAUUAGAUAAUAUUUUAUUGGCUGCUUGUUUCCCAUUUCUGCCCCAAAUAUUGACAAGAUUUUCCCCCCUAUGUCUACAAAUGUGUUAGGCGGAUGUAUGCACAUAUGUUUAAACUUAAUCUCUCUUCUUUAUUUUAUAAACCAUUGAUACCAAUGACUUGUUCAGAUGUCUUCCACCAAUAGACUAGUAAACAUCAUAGUCAUUUAAUGACUGGGCUCGCUUAAGCCACAGUAUUAAUUUAGUUCAUAAUAAUCUGUAUUUAAUGGGAAGUGCUAGCAGCAAAGAGUAGAUAACUAAGGAAGCCCUCAUCAUCUAUUUUUAUUAUUAUUUUAAUGACCAAACAAUAUGGUCAUUAAUGACUAACCUAAGUGUUGAAUAAAACUUGGUACAGGCCCCUCAAAUGCAUGGUACAGAAAGGAAGUGUACUGCUCUGCCUGUUUUCAAAAUAACGCGUGAAUAACUACCAUAUAUACAGUUAUGUAAUAUGCAGAUCUGUACUUAUGUAUGAGUAUUGAGCAUAACAUAAGAAUAAGACUGAGUAUUGAGCAUAACAUAAGAAUGAGACUCUGGUGUAUGUGAAAUCACCAAUAUACCCACCAUAAUCUUCAAAUAUCUGGAAUUAUUAGCAGGUUUUUUUUAAUGUGAAGGAUAUGCUACCUCAAAGUGUGUACGUGUAAAUUAAGUCAGCAGAGGGGCAAGACUGAACCAGUGUUUGACUGGCUAAUAGAUAUGUGUGUCAGGAAAGAUGCAAAUAUAGUUUCCAACUAUGGGUGAAAGACCAGUAAGCAUUCUUAAAAUGUCAAAUCCAUCUUCACCCUGAAUCUCUAUACCAGGAAGAGCUUUUGCAGCUAAAUAUCAGUGAGUCAGGGUGGUGCUAAAGGUACAAGAGCUGGGCCAUGAAAUGAAGGUAGCAUAACUUGGAAGCAUAAACAAACUGCCAUGUGCACGCUGCUCAAGUGUAGCCCUUAUUUCAGCAAAGCAGGAAAUAACAGCCAUAAAUGUUUCAAGAGCAGUUGGUUUGCACUCUGAGUGGUUAUUUAAACAAAAACAAAAAAGCCAUGUCUUCAAAAUCGUUCCAGAUGGGGAGAUCAAACAAAUGCAGUUCUGGACACGUGAUGACAUCUUAGUGGGAAGGCAUGUGCAUGAAGUUGGCUAUUCUUAUCAAACAGCAAUGUCAAUGUCAUCCACAGUUAUGCAGUACAUACUUUAAGCAUAAUUUUCACUGAGGAGAUAAACUUGGGUCUGGGCUGUACCAUUUCAAACCACAAGUGGGGAUUUAUGUGCCUGAAUGUUCUUCCAUACAAAAUAAUUCCCUACACAGAGAAAACUAGUAUGUCUAUCCUUGCCUUCUCCCUGACCUGCCAAUUUUCUGUGUGUGGUGGUCUUGAGGGGGUGUUUUUUUUUAAAGAAGAGCAGUCAGUCAUGUAAACCCCCUCCUAUAGUCUGAAGUGGUAUAACUCAAAGGUUUACUGCCCCAGUGAGAAUUAGAUCUUGUUCACUAUAAAAAGCUAUCUGUACUCUUAAAUGCCUUACAUAAUAUAACAGAUUACAAUAGAUGCUUCCAUCGGGAUGGGAAAGGUGAUUGAUUUUGAACAUUGUUUCUUUGAAAAGCUGCUUAAUCCUUUUUAACCCAUUUCCCAAUAAGGUUUUCUAUCAGCAGUUGGCUUAUGAUGUAUCAACCCUGAAGAUAUAAUAAACACAAUGGUCAAAAGUUCUGGACCAUGGUGCGGUCACAAAAGGUGGCUGCCCUUUGUGGCUGCAGAACUCUUGAGGUUCCAUUUCCAAAGGGAAGUUCUAUAGAUCCUGUGUUACUGCUGGUGGUUUUGUUUGCACUACACAAGUUGUCUUAGGAGAGAUAAUCUUUAAAUGCUUUUACUGUCUGUCCACACUCCCAGCCACAAGGAGUUUAACAUGGUUCCCACUGUCCUUAUUUGGAGACUUGCCAAAUUGUUUAUGAGAAGGCUUUUGAGGUAAUGGUAUGUAAAUUCCCAAAUCAUCCUCUCCUUAAAUGCUGGUUCUUUUGUGGGGUGGUGAUUAUUGAGAUACAAUCCAAGGGAGGGAGGGUUCUCAUGCAUUCUUGGCUUGUUACUGAUCCUUUCUUACCCAGCAUAUUUUUCCCUUCCCUCCUUAUAAAAGUUUCUCCUUCAGUUAAAA
Molecule: messenger RNA, 4031 nt
Organism: Hemicordylus capensis (graceful crag lizard)
Lineage: Eukaryota; Metazoa; Chordata; Lepidosauria; Squamata; Cordylidae
Gene: GORAB
Product: golgin, RAB6 interacting
Exons: 5
Coding region: 448-1596 (382 amino acids)
Biological process (GO): non-motile cilium assembly
Source: RefSeq, a predicted model, not a curated record